This is a messenger RNA of Soboliphyme baturini, 383 nucleotides long. The record is from the annotation of a GenBank genome assembly. NCBI's taxonomy places the organism in Eukaryota, Metazoa, Nematoda, Enoplea, Dioctophymatida, Soboliphymatidae.
AUGCGUAGUAAGUUAUCUCCGUUCCUCGAUCUGGUGGAAAAUAUGUGCAUGCUAUCUGCUAUCGCGAUGACCUUGAUUUGGCUUGACUACUAUAUGUUAAACAUCAUCUGGUGCAUCAUAACGGUCGAUGAGAAUGGCUUACUCGACUUGACUCAGAUGCUGUCCCAUGCAACAUGCAGUGACUCUGGUAUCGGCGACGGCGACUCGGGUGGCAGCAGGGGUGAUCCAGGUGCGACGGCGGCCACCUCGCACCUCGUUCGCACUGCCGACGAACCUCAGGUGACAAUCGCCGGCUGGCAGAACGACUGCUCACCUCAAUGCAACGAGGGUAAGCGAGUUGACACAGUAGACAAAAAUACUCAUGCUGUUUUUAUAUAUUAAUU